This is a messenger RNA of Solanum tuberosum (potato), 2483 nucleotides long. RefSeq lists its product as uncharacterized. Bases 552 to 1712 code for a protein of 386 amino acids. The record is from RefSeq and is a predicted model, not a curated record. The transcript has 2 exons. NCBI's taxonomy places the organism in Eukaryota, Viridiplantae, Streptophyta, Magnoliopsida, Solanales, Solanaceae.
UCGAGAGCUAGAGAUUUUCAAGGACAACUUCUUUCUCUCUUUUCUUUCUUGUUUUUCAACGUCUCAAUAGCAACAUCUAGGAUUCAGAAACGUCACAUAGUACAUUUCUCAUAGGUUUACCAGACACAAAGAGAGAAACCAUGUCAUCUUUGACAACAUUGAAAAAAAAUGAAAAAUGAUGUUGAAGUCCACACCACUGUUAUGAAUGGGCCUAGACCAGUAUUGGCAAAUCAGCCCAACACCGGAUUAAGUGGCUAUGUGUGGGAUUCGGGUUGAUAAAUAGAGACUUGUGAGAGCAAAAUAGGUUUAUGUGAAUUAUGAUUAUGCUUAGGCAAAGACUAUGCUUCUCAUCCCCAAUUCUCUCUUAGUUCCCUCAUCCCAUCUCCUUCAUAGCUACUAUUAUUGUUCGUCUUUUUCAUAUUGUAAUUGCUCAUUUUUCGUAUGAAUCAAAGCUUGUUAGUUUGUUCUCUCUAUUGUUUGUUGUGAGUUGAGAAAAUCACUACAACCAUUUUAGUGUUUGUUAUAUUGGUGCUUUCAUUGAUCGUACUCCAAUGGCUGUGGUGUUGCUAGAUCGAUUUAGUGGGGGUAAUCCAGAAGGGUGGAUUUUUUUAGCGGAAUGGUAUUUUACCUAUCUUGGCUUCUCCCAGAAGGACUGGCUACCUCUUCCUUCAUUUUACUUUGAUGGUGAAGCUCUUAUUUGGUUCAAUGGGUUGUUUCGCAACAAACAAUUCCAUGAUUGGAACCAUUUCAAGGUGAAAUUGCUUUUGCAAUUUCGACAGUGGAGUUUCACAAGAUCAACAGAGGGUGUGGCUGGUUUUGACUCCAUUAACGUAGCAACUAUAGCUCUGCCGGAAAUUCUUCAUGCUGCAAUUGAAUCUGAUUUAGCCAAUGGAAAACAAGAGGAGGCCACAGAAUCGAAAUAUGCUUCUGAUUUGGAUGGUGAAAACUUACGACCUGCGGAUAAUUCUAAGGUCCCUCCAGAGAUCUUUGUCGCUUCCAUCGAUCUUUUUGACGGGCUGCCUAGUCAAAAUGUCCAAGUGUUUUUACUGGGACAAUAUUCUGAAGCAAUGGAUACUGGAUUACAAAAUUCUGGUUAUGUGGACAAAUGGUUCGAUACAGGCCAGGAAUUCAUCAUUGCUUUAGAAUACGAGCGUGGUGUUUUAACAAAAGAACUUCACUCUAAUGAUGGCAAGGUGAGAAUCUUCGAAUUUAAUGUAUCACCAAAGUUGGCGUGUGAGGUUUUGGAGCAGGCAAUGGGUAGCCAUGUGAUAGAUGUGGGAACACAAAACAAAUGGACAACAUUGAGCUCUCCUACAUAUUUUGUGUGCAAUAUACUUACGACGACUUUGAAAAACCUUCCGCCAACCAACUAUUCUAGUUGGAGUGUGGAUCUGCAAGCUCAUUUUUAUUAUUUCUCAAUAAGUUUUAUUGUUUAUCACACCUUUUUGAAUCUUCCAUUUGAUCCUGGUAUACCGGAUACUCCUCUAUACUAUGGUGCCGACAAGACUUUGGUUACAACUGGUCGUUUUCUUUCUACUUAUAUUUUAAUAGCUGCAUUGUGGGGUCAGGAAGUUUGUUGCCUUGGGCUGAAUCAUGUAAGAACUGCUGCAAUACCAGUUAAACAUUUUAGUAGUGCCCUGGAGGUUUUCUUAGCAUCCAAUCCAGUUAUUCUAGUGCGACAUGUGGAUAAAGCGGAGGGAUUCGCUACUUGAAGAUAUUGGUCCACAUAGUGCUGAUAUUAUUGAACUUGAGAAAGCUAAACAAUGGAAUGGUCAUAAGCUUAUCCCUUCAGAAAAUUUUAAAUCUUUGUCGGUGAUGUCAAUAGUAAGUUAUGCGUGUAUCCGCAAGAUAGGUAACACACAAUCAGAAGUUAUUUUCUUGGCGGACAUGGUACAUAUCAAUGGCUUGGUUGCUGCUAAGGUUUUAUGUUUUUCUUUGAAGUAUGCAAUUGUUGUUGCGUGUUCUACACAAUUUAUGGGUGGUCAAGUUUAUGUUUACGUUGUGUUGGACAAGAGCUUCUUUGCCUUUGAGGAUGUUGAUAAUGAGCAGCACUUAAUUGUUGAUGAUCUGAAAAUUAUAUUGGUUCACAUGCUAUUGAUUGGCACCAUAGCACAAUUUGUCUUGGCUACAAUUGGUGGAGAUUGCACUACUAAAAUUAUCCUUGACUUGAACCUUGAGGACAAGGUUCUUAUUGAGGACGGGAGUAUUGUUAUGAAUGGGCCUAGACCAGUAUUGGCAAAUCAGCCCAACACCAGAUUAAGUGGCUAUGUGUGGGAUCCGGGUUGAUAAAUAGAGACUUGUGAGAGCAAAAUAGGUUUAUGUGAAUUAUGAUUAUGCUUAGGCAAAGACUAUGCUUCUCAUCCCCAAUUCUCUCUUAGUUCCCUCAUCCCAUCUUCUUCAUAGCUACUGUUAUUGUUCAUCUUUUUCAUAUUGUAAUUGCUCAUUUUUCGUAUGAAUCAAAGCUUGUUAGUUUGUUCUCUCUA